ACCGAUUUCGUUCUCCGUCGCGGCGCGCGUCCUCCCAACGCUUAUCCUCGCCUCUCGCGUUCCCGCUCGCCAUUUGUCAUCCCUUCCUUCGUAUGCUCGUCUCGCGCGCCUCCAGCCUCCACCCCGUCCCUUUAACCUUCUUCUCGAGAGCUUUCUCCCGUCCGUUCGUCCUCCUAUCCGUCGACGUCCCCGUUCGUUCCCGUAUAUUUGGAGCGUUUCGGCGAGUCAUCGUCGCCACGUACGGCACGCACGGUGUUACCCAUAGCUAUAUUAAAUAUAGCCCGCUGUAUCCUGAUACGGCGGGCACACGUGACACGCGAAGAGCAGCGUCUUUACGCUCACGACCGACGCGACGUUCCGAUGCAAUCUGAAUUUAUUUUCUGAAAUAGAUUUUGCGCGAAUUGCGACUUAAUCUCAUUCCUUUUCGCUAUACAUAAAGACGAAGCAUCUUGAAUAAAUUCAUCUGUGUGCGUUACUUAUGAAUUAAUUUUUCAAAUGUGCCUUUACAAACUCCAAUUCAUUUUUCUGCCUAAUUAAUAUCUGUUUGUGCUUUGUUUUUGCAAAGUAUGUGUAUUAACUUGUUCAGAUCUUAAUCAGGACCCACCGAAGAAGCGCUAUUAAAAAUUCUGGGAAAAUUUUUGUGAAUAUCAAUGGAUCGGAAGAGAAUAAAAAUAUCGACUGUUACAGUCGGAUCCGAUGUAACUAUCUAAAUGAAUCUUCAAAUCUGGAUAACAAUAAAGCAUGAAAUUAAUUAUGUAUUAUAAGCCAACCGUCCAAAUAUUGGCAGUCACGCAAACUUCUAUAAACCCCAGCCGGUCUUUAAUAACCUAACAGAACUUCGAACUACGGGCCUCGCGCAUAUACAUGGACCGAAGUUCUGUAUUUGGAAAUUGAUCCUCGCGCAGUGUAAUUAUACAUAGUCGCGUAAAUACGUCUCCUCUUACGGUCAUCGCGGCGUUGGAUGGUAAUGGUGGUCGUGCACGAUGACCAGGAUCGAUCGUUCGUCCCGGGAACUAGCAUCCAUGACGUCACUCUACGUCACCAGUCCCGAGAGCAGGAAUGUGAAGACGGGAUCGUGAUUCGGUGCAAACGCGUCGUUUUCCGCUUUUUUCCCCGCAAAGCAUUGCGCGGAUGCGGUUGGUAGCGAAAUCAGAGCUAUUCGAGAACGUUUGAUGCGAUAGAAUGACGCGACGUUUAUUUGCAUUUAUUCGUGUUUGGAUGGCGACGAGAAUACCAUCCGAAUAGCGGACGGAAAUACCAGUCCUCUUUUUCUUUUAAGUUUCAAGAUUGCCUUAAUGUUGACAGUCCGCUCGAAAAUAUACCGGCCGCGACGCCCCGAUUUCCGCUUCGACUCCGCUUCUAGCGCACGCCUGCGCGCCAGGAACAUGCAUACAUACAAACGACUCACCUGUGUAGACCUUCGUGGUUCCAUCAUACGGCGGGAAGGGCGACCACGGUCGAGAUGGCUCUUUCCCCAGCUGCGCAACGGCCAAGACCUAGGGCACGCUUCGUCGACGGCAAACGUUUAUGUACGUUCCUUCUUCUCGUCCCCUUUCGUCUCGCGUUAUGCCGCGAACCGUGUCGGCGAACUCGUGAGCACAAUUACGCGACGCGACGUCACUCAUGCACGAACACCAUGCCACCCUCCUCUCUUGAUUCUCCAUAUCUCCCCUUCGCUUCGCCUGGCCGCUCAUUGUUUUCAAUCGUGCGCGUGUCCCUCGUCUUCGGGUCGAAAGAAACCAAAUUCUGAAACAAUGAUAUUCGUUUAGAUCAACUUUGAAACUAAUUCCAAAUUUCGAGAAUUAAUUUUUCAAUGUAGGACAAUUUAGUCCCUUUUCACUUAUUUAUUUAUUUAUUUUAAUCCAUCUACUUAUACAUCAUGAUUCUUUGAAACGUGGAGGGACCUUGGCGCUUUCGCGAUGCAGCUGCCUUUGUGUAUAAUUUUGCGGGAGUUCCUGGAAUAUAUAUUCGCGUACUGUACAGUGCGGUUGCGACAUAGGUAGAUAUAUUGUCUGCGUAUCCCGCCGGAUCGUACUAGACGGUUAAUUAAUCCUGUCUCCUAUAGCUCCGCGAAAUUAUUAUUAGACGACGCGAGGGCGGUGUAGUGUGAUACGAAACGGAUUGCGAUGCGGCAUCGCGCAAAGCGGCUUCGAGAAUCGAGGGAAACACACGCGUCGUUUGUCGCCAUUGCUCCAAAGACGCGUCGUCGUCGCGCCGAUUCCACGAGAUUAACGCAAUUCAGAAAUUAAUCAGGACUCGCGAAGGGUUCAUUAGCUUGAGGCAAUAACGUGCUAAAUUACGUGGGAGCAAAUUCUAUGAAAUUCUUGGUUCAUUUUCGGAAAGACGCUACAAUGCUGACGUAUUUCUUUGAUUAAGACGAACAGUAAUCAAAUAGACAAAAUAAUAAAUAUAAUAAUGAUAGACAUAAUUUAUUUGACAAUUUAGAAUGUAUUAUUUCAAGUCUACAGCAAUUAUGAUUUACAAACAUUAAACGAUAAAAAGAAAAGGAGAUAUAACGUGCACACAUUAAUUAAUUAAGCAUAGAGGUAAUAUUAUACGCGAUUGAUUUAUAUGUAUUGUUAUAUUAUGCAGACUGUGGAGUAAAAGAAGAUGGUGUAUUUAUUUACCGUAUUAUUAGAAAGCCUGAUUUGUAAUCGCACUUUCGAAAAUUAAAAUUAUUCUGUACGGCACUAAAUAAAACAUAACCAUUUCCGAAUCGAUAUUGCUACUUCGUUGAAAAUGUAGCUUACUAAAUGCUCGCAAGUCGACUAUCUCAUUAAAGUUAUCCCGCUCCAGAAUUAUCACAGCUGCGCAUAAUAAAAGAUGUAUAUACGAGGAAAGAAACGCAGGCCGUUGGGAGGACAUUAAGUAUCGACCGUUUAUCGAACACGUUCGCAGCAGCGUUACGCCGUUAUACGUACAUUAAAUACACGAUUUCGUUGCGGCGCGCCGGCGGCUUGGCCCACGGGGGAAUUCGCGCGACAUAACAAAGAAGUUUCGCGAGCAGUAAGCGAGCCGAAGGACUCCGCGGACGCGAGUCGGCGCGAAAACGUCGGUGAAGAAAGAGAGGGACCGCCGAGACCGCGGAGGGUAGUGGCGGAUCGUAAAAGGAGGCUGCGAGGGGCGGCGAGGGGAGGAAGGAGAGGAAGUCGCGGAUCGGAACGGAGCGAAGGCGUAGGCAGCGUGGACUCCGAGAGAAAAAGCCUGCCUCGCGAGGGGGUUGGCGAGGAAACGGGACGGAGACGCGAGGACGAUAGACAAGGCCGGAUUUAGAUGCUUCGUUGCCCGGGGCCCCUCCCUCGAAAACCAGCCCAAGACGAGCGAGAACGCGCGGCGCGAAGAUGAUACACGAGGCGAUACGAAGUGCACGCGACCGAUCCCGUUUCAAGUGUGCGGUAUCUCGCGAUUGGGACUAUCGCGAUAACAGCACCACCGCGACAGUCUUUCGCGAGCGAGUGUCAAUUGAGAGUUCCAGAGCGUUAAUUAAAAUUUUUAUCGCAAGUCGAAAAUCUUUUCGCUCAAAUUAUAUUAAUGAAAGAAUGAUUCGUCCAAAAAUUAUCACUCGGUCACAUCUCCGAUCGAUUGAAUCGAUCACAGAGUGAUAUCAGUUACAUUUAUAUUGCGUAGACUUGUAUUUUUGAACGCAUAUUCGGUAUUCAUUAUUAUAACGGUAGAUUUGAAAUAAAAUUGAUUUCUCAACAGAGGCCAGGCAUGCAAAUAUAUGCGGAAACAUUUGAAAGAUAAGAAGUCAAAUACCAUAUAACGAGCUUUCGAAGAGUGACUAGCAACAGUGUUGCACCUUUUCUUUUAUUCAGCUUUUAUUCAAAUUAUAAACAUUUUAAAAACGUUCGUCGAAGGGUCUCGAUUAACGCUCAUUGUCAGUCGUCAUGCAAAUAUAUUUAAGACUCGACAUUAUUAUAAAGCUUGAUGAAAAGUAACUGGUAAUUAAGUUUCUGUACGGCAAACCAAUUAUUCUACAGACUCGCGUAUCGCGUAUCUUGAAACGUUUCAAUAAGUUUUAAAAUUAACUCGGAAUCGUACGCGCGGUUGUCCGUUACAAUGCAGAUUAACUUUAAUCUCGAUUCGAUUUCUUUUUUAUCUUUCUUCAAUUCUUAAGGCGCCUCUACGUAAGUCACAGUUCGCGAAACGCAUGCAAGAUACACGCACAGUCUACAUAUCAAUCUAACCUCGCCUUUGGGAUAAUCAAAUAUGUCAAAUCAUACGAGAGUUGCGUCAUAUACACGCCUUUCGAAAAUUCGCGCUCGCGAUUCGCGGGUAUCUUUCGAAAGGUCUAUUUACGAGAAAAGGAAGCGCAUAUUUCCUUACCUGCGACACAAUUGCGUGUCGCAAAAUUCCACACCCCUGAAGAAAAGGGACGAAGGCAGGAGUCCGAAGGCGAGCUGGCGAGCCGCGCGCGCGACGGAUGCCAAUGAGGUGAUUCCGGGAAGGGGAGAGAUGGUAGCGGGGGAGCCUCCGUUACCGCGCGUGUGUGUAUGCACUGUGUGUAGUGUGUGCAAGCGCGAGCUACGGAGGACGAGGGGGCGGGAGAGAGACACGGAGAAAGACGGAGCGCGUCGUGUAUACGUAUCGGCGGGACGCGCGCGCGCGCGCGCGUUUGAGUGAGGGAGGCCGUACGCGGCGGGAAUCGUCCCUCUCCGUAGAGCCCGUAGUACUACGCGGGACGCUACGCGAACGGCACGUUACACCGUUUCCCCAAUCCCCAUUUCACUCGGAGCGAGAGCGGACGCUGUUGACCGCACGUACGCCCGUGCGUUCGUUCACAGACGCACGCGCGCGCGCGCGAGUGUUGUCCCGAGAGAGGAACCGCCGCGGGAGCAGAUCGGACUCCGGACACGAAAGCGCGCCAUUUCGCGGCGCGUCGUCCAACGGCCGGGUGUGCUUUUCGUCACGCCUCGCCGCUUUCCCGUGUUUACAUUUGGCGUCCGCCUGCGCGCGCGCGCGAGCCGUGUCUCGCUUCCCGAGCAUUCGAAUUUGGGUGGCGGGGACGUUUCGGUAGAUUAUUACGCGGAAAACUUCACCGUGCGCGGUCGAUCGCCGACUCGGAACGGCUCUCGCUGAACGACAACGAAGAACGCGAAGUUCGCCGACGGGGAGGAGGAGGAGGAGGAGAAGGAAGAGGCUGAAGUUGCCGCCUGAAGCGUAUAUAGGAAAAAUCUUGGAGCGCAACGAGAGUCUUAUUUCGUUUCUUCGAUCUUACGAUUUAGGUUUCAAGUCCAAUUCGGGAUUGAACGUGGACGAAAACCGAAAUCGAUCCUCGAUCUUCUCCAAUAAGACGCGGACGCGUCGCGAGAAUGCGCGUAAACGCGCUGGCGCCCUUCGUGAAACGACGCGGAUGACAAAAACUCGUAAUAUCGCGUCGCACUUGGCACGGUGAAGAACACGCGUCCCCAUUUUCCGCGAACUCGCGACGUCGGUGUGUACCGAACGCGGGGUGUGUACAACCGUGUGGGGAACUGUGCGUGAAUUCUUGUGUGCGCGCGCGAAACGAAAAUCGCGCGACGAGUCGACGACGUUUCGCCGCGGCAUAUCAUCGCCGUUCGGCGCAACAUGGAUUACCAGCGGCUCCUGCCCAACAACAACAACAACAAUUAUCCCACGCAUCACCAUUGGUUCCCGAAGAUGUGCUCCUGCCUCGACGGCAGCUCGACGCUGCCGAGUAAUCGAGCCGCAAGCUACGAACGGCUUGGUUCCGAUCUGACGAUCUUUGAACUCAACAGCACGAUACGAAGGAAUCGAAGAAGUGAUCAAGAUUUGAUUGAUAGCGAAAGACAAGAAGAAUUGCGGUUUUACAACAAUGAUCAUUCUUUUACAACCAUGGUCGUAGAGAGAAAUCUGCGAACGAUCGAUCUCUGCGAGUUGCUCAAAGUCAAGAGAAACACAAUCGGCGCAGCCUGGUCGAUAAUCGAGACGUGGCCGAAACUGGGAAUUGAGCGCACAUUAGAAGACCACGAAGAUAUUCUCGCUGUUCAUAGGGAAUUGGAAAUGUUCGCUUCCCAAUACGAGAGGAGGUUCUACUUUAGCCAGGAUUUCCUGAAAUACGAAGUGUUCAUCAAACCUAUGCAAUUUUUUCCCGCGGACAUGAUCACGUUUCGCAGCGGGGAGGAAAGGGGCGCAUUCACCGAUGCCGAGAGCGCGCUAAGGAAUUACCUGUUACGGGAGGACAGUGAGUGCCCGUACGUAUUCAGCAUGGUGUGGAUGCGAAAUGUGAGUUCGAACGGUUGGAAGAAGAUGUACAUGCUGCUCCAAGGCCGGAAACUCUACACAACGAAGAAGGCAAUCGCGACGCUACCAAAACGGCCUGUGGUGGAAGAAAGGACAGAACUCGGUCGUCGAAAUUGCUGCGAAGAUUCCACGAUAAUGCUUAGUCGUUCCCGCGGACUGUUGCGGACUUCCCGUUAUACUACUAGCACUCAGGAGCUGCUCGAUUGCGGUAAUGCCGAGGGAUAUGCAAUUUACGACAGCGAACACCUAAUCACACUCGCGCACUUGUCGGACUACAACGUCUACAGGAUACCGAACGCGAAGCGGGUUUUUGGCGCACCCUUCGAGUGGGGCGCCUGCCUAAGGCCGAACAGCAACGCCGAGGCCGAAGACACGGAGGCUGGGGAGCCCGGGAUCAAGGUCAUUACAUUCGAGAACGAAAAAUCGCGCACCUGCUGGCUCACAGCCAUGAGACUCGCUAAGUACGGCAAACAGCUCCGAGAGAAUUACCGAGCCUUCAAGAACAAGCAGUGCGAGCAGAACGGCAGCGGCAGCCCCAAAGAGCAAUACAGCAGCUACAAUGUGUCCAAUGAAUCGAUACGAUCACGCGUGGCGAUGGAUUUUACCGGUAGCGUGGGCAGGAUAGUCGAGGAUCCCAAGGAAGCCAAGGACAUAGCCGAAAACGAAGGCAUGGUCUGGCGACGGAGAUGGCGGCCGUUUUCGCGAACACCACCGGGAUGCGCGAUGAUGAGGCUGCACGGCCUCGAUGCCGGUAUACACGUUCUUCAGCCUUGGUUCCACGGCGGCCUCAAGAGGGAUGUCGCGGCGGCUAUUAUAAGGGAUCACGGCAGCGUCGACGGCGUGUUUCUGGUCAGAGAGAGCAAGAGCAAUCCUGGGGCCUUCGUGCUGACCUAUAAGUACAACGACAAGGUCUUUCACGCGCAAAUCCAGCCCAUCUUUGAUGAGCGUCGCAACUGCUGGCUAUACACCCUCGAUAAGGGAACGACCAAGUUCUACGAUCUACUACAGCUGGUCGAAUUCUAUCAGCUGAACGCGGGUUCGUUGCCUACCCGGCUAACUCACUACGUGCAGAACGGAGUGAAACCGCCGUUGCACAAGCCAGAGGACGGCGGGGCGUCACCGUCGCCGCCCGAGAGCAGUAGCCAGCGGAUCAACAGCAUCGACAAGGCCGCCGAACCAAGCGGUAACUCGAGCAGCAUUUGAGUAUAGGACAGUCGGCGACCCGUUAGUGUUGUCGACAGCGAUCGCCUGCUUACCGUUUGCGCCAUUACCAACGGGUCCCUCGACCCCGCCACCAUCACCGACAACAUCGUGAUGGUGCACCGUAGCAACAACAACAACAAUCGUCUGGGGAACAACAGCAACGGUGGUGGCGGCAACGGAAAUCGCGGCGAUGUUCGCACGACACGAUCGGGUUGCUGGAACCUGUGUUUCUGCAGUUACAACAAAUGGGAUUUGUAGCGCGAUCAGCAACGGCAGUAGCAAAAGCAGCAGGAUGAUGUUCAAGCGGACGCGAAGACAUAUGGUUGUUUCGUUAGUGAGAGAGAGAAGCAAGAAGAAAAGAAAUGGAACGACGAGAGCGAAGGAGAAGAAGCGACACGGCUUGAGCAUCAUCCAUCGUUGAGUCACCCCUCGAUCGCGACUCUGUUCUAAUAACGCAGCAUGUGUAUAUGUGUGUGUGUGUGUGUGUGACGUCACUGGGUCGGCUGAUCCGUGCAACAGAACGACCAAUUUUUGGGCGCGAGGCACGCAAUAGCGAAGAAAGACACGACCGCCGCGGGAAGGAACCGCAGGAUCGCUGUCGCACGAAAAAUUCUUCGUUUGUUUCGACUUUUCACGUUUGUUCUGUUGUUUCCGCUCAGUGAUGUACAGAGUAGCGCGGCGUCGAUGUCCGCUGACAGCGAUCCUCACGCGAAACGAAAUCUCUUCGAUGUUUUUAAUUGUACUGUGUUAGGGAGUCGUCGUGUAAGGAUCCAUCUUGUCGUCUAGACCUUCCCGAAUACCCUCACUCCUCUUUAAUUUCCCUUUCAGAGUCUCAGCGAUCAAACAAACGCGUCUAGACGAUCAAAGAGGCAUCGCGUAUUCGUUUCUUUAUUUUUCUUUCCAUUUUCUACAUGUUCAUGUUCGUGCAAGCAUGGCGCGUACGAUUAGAUUGCUAACCGCGCGCGGCGACAUCGUCGUUCGCGAAGUUAUUCCGUGAGAAGAAAGGAAAAGCGCGCGCGUGUAUGCGUGUGGUGAUGCGUGUUGUAUCAUCGGUAUGCCUGCGAGAGAGACAGAAGAAGAGAGAAAUAGUGAGUGAAGAAAGUAGAAGCGUAUCGCGAAGUACGAUAUAGUUGUAGAACUAUAUCGUAGUAAACCAGCAAUACAAGACGAAUACAAACACAAAAUUUGGCUUUUUUGCUUGGAUGUGUGCGUCUGAUUGUGGGUAUGUAUGUGUAUAUAUAAAAAAGAAAGAGAGAAAUUUUUUGUCGUGUGGUCUCCCCCUCCUCCCUUAUCUUUUUCACUUGCUCGUUUUCCUUUCUGGCGCACAUUGCGCGUACUGAAUGUUUCUUCUGUUUAGUCGUUUCUCCGAAGAGAAUGCGCGACAGAGUCAACCGCGCGAUUAGCUACUACACGACUUUGUCGCCUGACGACGACGACGACAACGACGACGGGUUCAAAUGACGAGAGAGAAUCGACCAAAUCGAGAGAUAGGAGAGAGUGCAUGAAGCGUCCGCGUGUUCCGUUCAUUAGCUGUAAGACUGUGGUCAGGCGGAAUCACUUGGAAAAACGAUAAUAUUGAGAUUCACGAUUAUUUCCGAGUCCAAGAUGUUCAAAAUUAAGCGAGACAACUUUGUCGACGGGACAGGAGCAACGGAAAUGGAACAUAGGUUUCUCGAGGGUAUCUCGCAUUUUGUUUGCAAAAUUUUUAUCGCGGCUCGGAAACGCGAAUUUUCGCUGCGGUACGAAGAGCCCAUUACAUUAAUGAAUCUAAGAAAUACAAUACAAUUAGUGUAAGGAUCCUCGACGCGCGCCUACGUCGAGGGCCGGGGAACACGCUCGCGGAUUCUCGUGGUAUUGUAAUAACGCGCGCGCCGAAAAGUUGAAAGCGUGUCCCUUGGCAGACAUGAUCUCAUAUUUUACAGAUGUUUCGGUUACGUGAGGCAUUUGUUGGUUAAUACGAAUUCGGAAAAUGAGGUUCAAUUAUAAUUAUUAUAAAAAUGUGUGGAACGCGUAACAUUGAAGUAAGAGAACGAGAGAGAAUGAGUGAGAAAGGUUUCAGAAGAAGAAGUGUAUGUAAAUGUGCAAGAAGGCGAACAAGGAAGAAGUUGCGAGAACGAAGUUGGUCAUGUGGUAAAACUGGUAAAACAAAAAGAAAGAGGUAUAUUUAAAUACAAAACAGAUAUAUAUACAUAAUAUGUAUAUGCAUGUUCUAAAUUGUACAAUUUAAUUUUAUAUUCGGGAUAUAUGUAAUUAUAUACUAUCGAUCGGAAAAAAUCGAUAGUGCCGAAGUUCGUGGGUGCAGCAUCACCAGGUGCGAACGUUGUCGUGCAUUCUAGAUUUAUAAUGUGGAAGUUUUUAACGUAAUAACGAUUGUAAUGUUUUUCGAAUAAUAAUGCGAAAGUCAUUUAAGAUAAAGGCGGAUUGGCGGGAGCUGGUGGAGUGUGCAGGGUAUGGACGCGAGAGAAAUUAUUUACGCAAUGUAUUAUGAUUCGUCGAAAGAACAAUACCAAAUCCCCUGCCCCCUAUUUGUAUACCUACUUUUUAAUGAUAUAUUUUUUCAUUGAUUAUAUAUUUAUUUAACGUCGAACGUAGCGCCUACGCGUCAUGUCUUGAAGCGGUAAUUUUUUAAAUCGAAGAAGUGCAGAUCUUACACAGAUAUAUAACACGUAACAACAGAUAAUAUACGAAAAACACACAUACACUUACACGAGACACGAACACAAAUUGCAUUAAAUUUUAGAAUAUAGUAGCGCUUUAUAGAACUAAAUAUUAGGAUAACAAAUUCUUCGUGAAUGGGUAUGAAAAAAAAAACAAUCUUCUGUAGGAAGGGUGGCCCGCAAACGCGGCGUUCAUCCCCGAUCCGUUUGCGUAAACUUCUCCAUUUUUCACGAAAUUCAAGUUAAAGUCGAAAUCAACGAAAUUACCUCUCGGAAUACGCUUAUUGCGCGAAAAAAAAAAUGAAAUUGUCCUUUCGGCCUUUCGUGUAAAUAUGUCUAUUUAGGCCAAAAUCCCGCGUCUCCUCUCCAAGUUUCCCUACCCCUACUAUUCCGUCUAUCCGUGGCCCGUCGGCUGUUUGAAAAUCAACUUUGAUAGCGGUUAAUCAAUCUUGAUUCUUCAGGUCGACACCGCGGUGCCCCGCUUCUUCCUCUUUCACCCUGUAAUCCGAAAAACCGAACGGAAAACGAGACAGACGCCGGGUUCUUCGUGGCCACCAGUGUAAAAGAAGCUAUAAAUAUUAUUAUUAUUAAUUAACUACAUAAAUUAUAAUAAAAUAUAUUUUGUAUUAAUGUAGUCACGAAUUAAUACGGCAAACGCAGUGGUCUGUGAAGAGACUGAAUCUAAGUAAGAAAAAACGCAAAUUAGUCCUGUGCGAAUUUCAUCGACGUCUGUUAAGAACAAUAAAAAUGAUCAGGUAACGGAACGUUUACAAUUGUGUUUUUAUUUCUAUCCCCGGACUAGAGUGUGUUUCGUUGAUGUGUUGUAUUUCAUAUUAUUUCGGCGCUUUAUUUAUUCUAUUGCUAAGUGUUGUUGAUAUAAUUUGACAAUUUAUUUUACCCGUUUAUCUUUUCCGUCUAUCACCCGAGAAAUCGUCUUACUUUUCUUCUUCUUCUUCGUGAAAGCUACUGGCCACAACUUGAAGUGCUUUGUCGCAAGAAACCGAAGCUCGAGCUUGCGUAUGCGAUCGAAUUACCCGCAGACGUUGAUGAAACUCACAUUGUCACUCCUGGCAAGCGAUAUAUACCGACGCAGAGCGCCGAUAUCUCGUCGGAUCGUUCCUCAAACUAAAUCAAUCGCACGAGUUCGAUUGUACACAGACGAAAAUUCGAGUCUAUAGCGAAACGAGCGACACGAAGGUCCGAACGAACAUAUGUAGUCGCGGCCGCUAGUUCGCUCGCAAGGAUAAACGGUAAACGUACAAGUUCCGGCCAGGCUUUUUGCUGUUGCACCCUCGCGCAAUCUGCAACACGCAAAGGCAACUUAAUUCGUAGAACAUACGUGUGUAAUACGGUGAUUAUAUCGCCGAUUAUAUUGUCUAUCUGUCCAUCGGUGGAUCGCGAUUGAGAACGAGACAUCAACAAUUUUUAUUUUUCUAUUCUUGUAAGAGACAUUACAUUACCAUUACCAUCUAAAUUUGUGAUUCGGAAGGUAAUUUUUUAGAUGUAUUUCUUCAAAAUUACUAAUUUCUAAAUUUUAACGAGUUUAAGGAUAAAAAAUUGUCGAUCUUUUCUGGAUUAAAAUUCGUGAUGUGAUUCAAGGUGAAGAGUUUUUCGCGAAUUUUUAUUUUGAACUUUAACUUCGCGAUCGAGUUCGAGUUGUUCGGAUACAGAAACUACCCGGUUCGUAUCGACAGCAUUAGUAGAACUAUCUCGCAAUGAAAACAAAUCCGAUAAUGGUUGCGGAAUGGAACGUGAAAAGCCUUUCCGAUCACGAUAUGUUGAAUGUGCAACUAUGCGCUACCCGUUCACUAAUUACGGAUUGCAAUCGUAAUAAUAAUAAUGAUUAAUCGCGAUCUGGCGCCCGCUCGAUUCGCGUUGAACGCGUGUCGCGCACGAAUGCGCUUCGGAGCGAAAGAGAGAAAGAGAGAGAGAAAGAGAGUGUGCGUAUAUGUGAGAUGAUUGCUUUGGUUGGAAAAUUGCGCGAAAGUGCCCUUGCUGCCCAUAAUUACUGAGGGAAUAAACCCGUAAUAGUCAUUUGCGACGUAUGAGCCAUCGGGCAUGACAAAUUGAAGAUGAUACAUCUUUUGUCCAUCUUUUCGACGUUUCCUCGAUUUUUUAAAUCUAAAAAUUCAUGUCAGAGGAUAAUCGGAUAUUAAAAAAAAAAAAUAAGUAUAAUACGGUUAUAGAGAUAUUAACAUACAAAACAUAAGGAUAGUUAGAUGUUAUGUUCCCUAAAAUUUAUGAUUCAUUGUUACCGAGUUAUAUCAUUAUUCCACCCAGCGGCUCGUGUUAGAUAACCAAAGGGACUAAUGUUCCAUCAAUCGACAAUCGCCGAGUGCAUCCUCAAUGACGGCAAGAACCAUCGCAUCGGUACGAUAAUUUCCGGUACCUGCGGUCAACGAGUAUGCGCUGGUGGGCUGAAAACGGGGUCAAACCGUGGUGUGUUUCUCCGUCAGUUCCCCAUCGGAACGUUUCAAACCGGAAUGAACUCGCUCGAGACAGAGGCGGAUUGAACGAAGAAGAGGGUGUGUCGUAUGCGUGGUUUGCGUGCGUAGAUUACGGUGCGUCGGAUGCGCCCAACGAAGUUCACCAAGUUUCACGCGCGAACGGAACGUGUCAAUCGAUAUCAACAUUACGCCAAAACCGUAAAAGAGCAAACAAAACAUCUGCAUCGUGUUUUCAGUAGCUAACAGGAAGAGAUCGAGCCAGGACGACCGAGAGCAGCAGGGAAUACUUUAUACAGGGUGUUCACGACAAUUACUGUGUUAGAAAUCACAAACGAUCAAAAGCUAAACGCACAAAUUAUCGAACUGAGGUCCUCUCUGACUAUCAUAGAGAUUUUCAUUCCUAUACUAGAAACCGAUCGGAUGCGAUCGGGGGUUUCCGCAAAAGGAUCCGCUCGCUGAUAACCGAAUUCAUCUCUGCUCAUUUCGAAUCAUCCUCCCGAUCAUUCACAAUCGAUCCCGCGAAUUGCUGUCGUCCACAUCGCGGAUACGUCCCUGGUUGAAAAAAACACUUCCUCCGGAAGUGGUCUUGAUACCCACGGUCCACCGAGAUGUUCUGACGAUCAUUCGGCUAUACAUUUUGAAUCAAUAGCGGUACACACAGACAAUGGGGAGGACUCAAAACGCAACAAUUUUCAACAAUGGGCACAAUCGCGUUGGGUAUAUCUUCAAUGAUUAUGGGGGACCAACGUUAGCGCGAUAAUCGGCGGGUACCUAUGGUCAAUGAGCAAUAUACUCAACCAGGGGUGUCGCGAGGGAUUUCAAGGAUCUCUUUUAGGAUUCUCCUUUUGUUCUUUAGUAGCGCUCUCACGCGCAUAUCGUCGUGCAAUGCGCAAUAAUUCGAUAAGCAUCGCGCGAUCUCUUGAAGCGAUUUAACACGAAUAUCGAAGCUCCAACGAAGAAUAGAGUCAACGAUGAGCCGACGCCCGCGAGAGUCUCGCCUUCCGAAAUCGUUUUAAGGAAUUCCCGACGGCUCGCAGCAUCCGUUCCAUACAAAGCAGAAACGACAGCACCAAAGUGGCUCGACAUAUCGACCUCCCACCCGACAAAUCGACCCCUCAAUCAACCCUUCUUGCGCGCAAUAAUUCGUUUCCUCCGGAACAACAAUAUUAAUCCGCAAUAAUAAUGUUAGCACCUGUAGCGCCGCGAAUACGCGAGAGUCAUUGUUAUAUCUUUGUAUGAACAUUUAAUACGCAAUAAAUAUGUAUGUCGUCAUCCCACUA
Messenger RNA from Temnothorax curvispinosus, 13830 nucleotides. RefSeq names its product growth factor receptor-bound protein 14-like. The transcript is spliced from 14 exons. The record is from RefSeq and is a predicted model, not a curated record. The coding region runs from base 5569 to 7446 and encodes 625 amino acids. Lineage: Eukaryota; Metazoa; Arthropoda; Insecta; Hymenoptera; Formicidae.